UCCUCUGCAACAUAAAAGAAACAAAGCAAAAGAAAGCCAACACUUACAAUUUUAUGCAACAUUUUAAACACUCCUUACUACACCUUUAUUUAUAUAAAGAUUCAGUAGAAAAAUAAAUCAAGAGAGAGAGACAAAAUUGUAAAGAAAAAAAUCAAACUUUUUGUUGCUUUAGUAUUAUAUAUAUAGAGAGAGUGAAACCCUUUUUUAGUCUCUAAAACUUUGCUAAUCUCUUCCAGUGUUUGCAUUUUUCUUUCAAGAUUACUCUUUAAGUCAAAAACCCAGUUCUAAAGUCUCUUGCUUUUUUAGUGUUUCAGCUGGUUUGUUGACUUAUUUGUUAGGCUCAAAACAAAUAUGAAUGGUGUUGGUUUUUGAGUUUUGGUCAGUGUGAAGUGAUCAAAUCAGUGAAAGCUAAAAUGGGUUUGGUUUUGAAGGAGUUACUUAAGAAUCUUUGUUGCAGUAAUGGUUGGUCUUAUGGUGUUUUUUGGAGCUUUGAUCAAAGAAAUUCCAUGUUGCUGACUAUGGAAGAUGUCUACUAUGAAGAAGAAAUGGGGGUAGUUGUUAACAAUAUGCUUCAGCAGGUCCAUAUGCUCGGUGAAGAAGGAAUUGUUGGCCAAGUUGCUUUAUCUGGCAAGAACCAAUGGAUUAUUUCGAAUGAUGACAAUGGAGGACAGAAUUCUGAGAUUCAUUGCCAAUUUUCCUUUGGUUUGAAGACAAUUGCAGUAAUUCCUGUGCAAUCAAGAGGAGUUCUGCAAUUUGGAUCUACUCAUAAGAUUUUCGAGACACCGCAAAUUUUGGAUCAAAUUGAAAGAUUGUUCAAUGGGAUGGAAACUGUUAGUGAGCGUACUUCUGCUGGCAUUAAUCCCACUUCAUCUUUGAACUAUGAGAAUUGUGAGAUAAAUGAGUGGUUUGAUUUCUUCUGUAAUGGAAAUAUCACGCCGAUGCAUAGCAGCAGCUCGUGCAAUGAGCUCAUGGAAAUUGCUUACUCUUCUGUGAAUUUUACUCAGUCUACUGAUUUCCCUUCAGAUCUUCAACAAGAGAAAAUGGACCCUUUUUGUUUUGCAUCAUCUCAUCUUACUAGUUCAAUGCAGACAGAAUCUGAAACUGGCUUACAGAAGUUUCCUGAAGAGCUUAAGCUAGAUGAUAUUGCGGUGGAUUUUUCUAGCUGCUUUGCAUCGGACAAUCCUUUCGAGUAUUUUGUCUCAGAAUCAGCUGGGGUUGGCAAUGUUCCAGUAGGCAAUCAAUUUUCAGAACCGGCAAAUUCAGUGCAAAGUUCCAUUACUGAUCAUUCCUAUUUUUGUUCUGGUCAAGAGAAAAUGAUUGAUAGUUGCCACAGUGAUCUGUUGGAGUGUUUGGGCUUAAAAUAUGAAACAGGAGAACGUACAAAUUGGCAAGAAAACACGAUGAAGCCAAUAAUGAGUUGCGGUGUUAGCACAAGUACUGUUUCAGAAUGCAUCUCAGAGUUGGAUGUUCAUUCUAAAAUUGGCUCUAAGAAGGGAUUAUUCUCAGAAUUAGGAAUUGACCAGCUUCUAAAUGGAGUCAAUAAUAACUCUAGCAUUGAUGAUCAACUUUUCACUGCCAAGAGAAGAAGAAUGGAAAGUUCGUCGCUCAAUCAAGUUCAGUCAGGGAGCAUCUCUUGCUGUAAUGGCAGCAUCGUAAUGCAAUCUUCAUAUCAAAAUAAGGAUAAAGCAGCAAGCAGUCUUGCGUCGAAAAAAGAGAUAUUCCCCAAUUCACAAGUUGGCUUGUGGAUUGAUGAUAGCUAUAGCAUUAACAAUGGAAGUGGUCCUCCAGUAAAGGCUAAAAAGAUUAAUGAGCCGACAAAGGCCACCAAGAAACGAGCUAGACCUGGCGAAAGUGGUAGACCAAGGCCGAAAGACCGUCAGCAGAUCCAAGAUCUCAUCAAAGAGCUGAAAGGGAUCAUCCCCGAUGGUGGAAAGUGUAGCAUAGAUGCUCUACUAGAUCGCACCAUCAAAUACAUGCUAUUCUUGCAAAGCGUAACAAAAUAUGCAGAAAAGCUUAAACAAGUUGAUGAGCCAAAGCUGAUCGGCAAGGAACAAAAAUCAGUUCCAAAAGACAACAGAACAAGUGGUGGUGGUGGUGCUACAUGGGCACUGGAAGUUGGAGAUGAGUCAACAACAGUUUGCCCAAUCAUAGUUGAAGAUCUCACUCCAUCGGGCCUCAUGCUUAUAGAGAUGCUAUGCGAGGACAGAGGAUUGUUUCUGGAGAUAGCAGAUAUUAUUAGAGGCUUUGGAUUGAACAUAGUGAAGGGAGUAAUGGAAACUCGCCAAGAUAAGCUGUGGGCACACUUCAUUGUCGAGGCAAAAACAGGAGUAACCAGAAUAGAACUGUUUUGGUCACUUCUACAACUAACAUCCACAGCUAGUCAUGAAAAUAUUCCUUCCUUAAACAACUUCGAGCAACCAUGUCCUUAUCAAUGAUUGGUCUGAUUAAGAAGAAUAUAUUUUUCGGGUUAGAACAACACUUUGAGCAUUUUCUUGCUGUGAUUGGUGUUCUGGUUUUCAACUUUCUUCGAAAUGGAAAUGAAAUGUGAAUACACACACACUAAGGAAUGGAAAAAAUGUUAGGGAACUUUUAUUAUGUACAUUUUUUGUUUAUAAAUUUUUUUAGUUAGUGUCACGAUUAAAAUAGUGUGCAAUAUAGUGUAUUGUGGGAAAUUUAAAAAAAAAAUUAUUACACUAUUUUACUUUUUA
Molecule: messenger RNA, 2708 nt
Organism: Mercurialis annua (annual mercury)
Lineage: Eukaryota; Viridiplantae; Streptophyta; Magnoliopsida; Malpighiales; Euphorbiaceae
Product: transcription factor bHLH157
Exons: 9
Coding region: 414-2435 (673 amino acids)
Biological process (GO): regulation of DNA-templated transcription
Molecular function (GO): protein dimerization activity; DNA-binding transcription factor activity
Source: RefSeq, a predicted model, not a curated record